Parasteatoda tepidariorum (common house spider) is the source of this 3008-nucleotide messenger RNA. RefSeq lists its product as uncharacterized. Gene Ontology annotation, cellular component: BRCA1-A complex; BRCA1-BARD1 complex. The record is from RefSeq and is a predicted model, not a curated record. Gene Ontology annotation, biological process: protein K6-linked ubiquitination. Lineage: Eukaryota; Metazoa; Arthropoda; Arachnida; Araneae; Theridiidae. Gene Ontology annotation, molecular function: ubiquitin-protein transferase activity; protein binding.
AGAAUGUAUUCAAAUUUGUAAUACAUUAUGAACAACAACGGGUUCAUCCUUUCCGGUGCUACUAUUAAAUAGACAACUGUGUAGACAACUAAACCAAUUUUGUUUUUCGCCUGGUAGAGACGUGUUGUUUAUUUUGACAACAAAUGUGUCAACAAGAAUAUUUAAUUUAAAUUUUAUUGCUAUGAACUGCCAAGGACAACUGAUUUAGAGUUCUUUUUAUAAGUUUUCAUGAGUUAGAUGAAUUUAUCUGCAAAAGUCUAAUUUAUAGAACUCUAAACAAUUAUGAAUAAAGAGUUAAUUGACAAUUUGUCUUCUGCGGUAUCUAAUGGUCGUACAGAUAUUGUUCGCACAUUAUUAAGCGUGUUUGAAAAUGGCACAACUCCAAAUAUACCUAAGAUAUCAUGUGAUGAAUUGCUAUCAGAAGCUUGCAAUCCAUCUGGCACACUUUUACACCUUGCUACAAAACUUGAUCAUGUGGAUAUUGUAAGGACGCUACUGUCCUCUGGUGCUAAUCCAAACAUUGAAAAUACCAUUGGUGAAACUCCAGUUGAUCUUAUUCAAUCUCAGAGAAUGACAGCUGUCUAUAUUGAUGAGCUUCUAAAGUGUUCUGCAAAAUCUGAAUUUGGGAGCCUCUCCUAACAUAAUAAAUGGACAAGGAGUUACCCCUUUGCAUGAAGCAGUUAAGAGAAAAAAUUUAGAAAUUAUCAAGUCCCUUCUCAUUGCUGGUGCUGAUCCUAUGUACAAAUGUUCCUCUGGAAAAUAUUGUGAUAAGACGCCUUUAGACCUAGCUGAAAGUAAUCAAAGUUUGUUAGAAUUAUUUUCUGAAUUUGUUGUUGGAGAUUCAGAAUCAGAACACAGUAACGAAGCGGUACCGUCUGAACAUUCUUCUAAGACAACUUUAGAUGACUUGAAUUCAUCUCUUAUGUCUUUAACAGCUUCUGAAGUGCCAAUUAAGAAUCUUUAUACACCUCAACCUAUGCAUAUUCCUCCUUUUUUCUCAACACCGUUGCCUUUAAUAACUGAUAGUAAACUUCAUCUCUUAUGGCCUCAACCACAGAAAAUAGUUCAAACAGAUGGAGAAGCUUUUAAAAUUUUAUCAAAGUGUACUGUCAACAUCAUUCAGAGUUCAUCAGAUAUAUCAGCAUUAUCAGCUAUAGAUGUGUGGGAUGUGCAUGCAGAACGCUUUAUAUCCUUUGGAUGUGAGUGCAGUGUUGAAAAUAUUCUUCAGUGCAAUUCUGAUUAUUCUGCUGACAUCAUUUGCCAUUUAAAUUCUCAACUCUUUCCUAGAACUGAGAGCUACAAGUUAAUAAUUUCUAAAGAACAAAUAAGAAUUUUAUCAUCUGAUGCAUAUGGUCUUCAUUAUGCUCUUUGUACUCUUGAACAACUUUUAAAUCUAUAUCGUGAAGAUGGGACUUUGCCCUCAAUAUUUAUCCAUGAUUGGCCACAACUUCAGCAUAGGGCAGUUCUUUUAGACUUUUCUCAAGGUUCUAGAAAACCUACUUUAGAAACUUUGAAAGAUUAUGUUAGAACAAUGUCAUCUUUAAAAAUCAAACAAAUGCACUGUUAUUUCAGGUAUGAACAAAGUCUUGGUCAUAACCUUCCAAUGUCUAACAGAGAAUUUAUUCAGCUAUCCAAGUUCUGCACAAAACAUUUUGUAAAUCUUGUCCCAGUAAUAGAUGUUGGUACUUCAGAAAAGCACAUAAAUGUAAAAGACUCCAUCACUGAGCCAGCUCACCAACUAAUGUCAUUAUUUUCUUCAAAGUCAAUUCAUAUAGGGCCAAAUUUUUCAAAAAUUAUUUUGCAUGAAAUUCUGAUGUCAAAAAACUCAAAAGUGAUAUGGGAUAUGUUGUUACUGCCAACAUCUACUGUUGUGUUUCUGUGUUACAAUGCAGCUCAAAAUAAUAAUGAACUGCUAAAGUUACUGCCUUUAAAUUGCAUUCUUGUUGAUUAUGGUAUUCAAGUUGAACAUGAUUAUGAACAUAGUGCUAAACUCGUCACUUGUGCUGGAUUUAAUGCUUGUAUUGCAACAAAUACUGCAUCUUGGGGAAGUAUUGCAGGAUCUCCGGAAACUGCAAUAUCCACUAUUCAUAAGGCAUCUAUUGCAGCAUCUGUUCAUGGAUCAUUUGGCAUGAUUAUUUCAGAUUUGCAAAUAUUACAACAUCAUCCAGCUUUCUGUUUUAGUUGGCCUGGUAUACUUUUAGGUCUUGGCUUGGCAUGGAAUAGUUCUGUGCAUGAGGAUUAUCUCCAUGCAAGAUUGUCUGAGUUGUUAAAUCUAUAUGUAUAUCAUGAUGCAUCUCAAGUGACAGGUUACCUAAAUGUUGAGCUUGGUAGAUUGGAGGCUUUUAUGCAUCAAUCAAUCUUCCAAAGUCCAAAAGAUUCAGCUCUGAACUCUUCUUCAUGCAAAGGAUCAGUUUUGCAUCAGCUCUUAGUUGAUGCUGAUUCAGUUCUACUGGAUAAUUUCACAUUUGAGCUAAUUCAGCAAGUGAUUCGCCAUAUAAAAAAGUUUGAAUUAGAGCUUCAAAAAGCCACUCCAUCUUGCUUCCAGCAUGGAGAGCUAAUACUUGAGUUGAGGCUGGCCAUGGAUCUUCUUUUGUUCACCUGCCGAUUAAGUAAAGUUAUGGUUAGUACUGGUCUGAACCCAACUGCUAACUCAUGUGGAUUAGCUGUGAUAAAUGUGGGAAUUAGUAAUCUUCCACCUAUCUCAAGAACAGAUCUAGCAAAUAGAUUGUUGGCUCUAAUCGAACAAUUCCGAGCAGUCUGGUUGAGUAGAAACUUACCGUGUGGUCUCCAAGUGUCUUUAUGUAUGUUCAAUACAUUGUUGUCUAAACUUAUUCCUGAAAAUGACAAAUCUUUAUUUUCUGUUAAUGGUGAAGUGCUUUUAUUGCAAGAUAUGUAUUCUAUGAAUGGAAUGUUAACAAAGUUCAAUUGAAAUAUUUAUAGGAUAUUUUUUAUUAAAACUCGGAUGACAAUGUUAUUAAAAUAAAGUAUUUAUUUUGUUUACAAUUUCA